AUGGGACAUGAGAAUCACACUUUCAGCAGUGACUUCAUUCUUUUGGGAUUGUUCUCUUCUUACCAAGCAAGCCUAGUCUUCUUCCCCUUUCUAUGUGUUAUUUUUAUUAUGACCGUAGUGGAAAAUGCAGCCAUGAUCCUCCUUAUCAGCACAGACUCACGACUCCAAACUCCGAUGUAUUUCCUGCUCCGCCAUCUCUCUUUUAUGGAUAUCCUGCACAUUUCCAACAUUGUUCCCAAGAUGGUCACUAACUUCCUGUCAGGCAGCAGGACCAUCUCCUUUGCAGGUUGUGGCUUCCAAUUAUUCCUGUCCCUCACCCUCCUGGGCGGGGAGUGCCUCCUCCUGGUGGCGAUGUCCUAUGAUCGCUAUGCAGCCAUCUGUCACCCACUGCACUAUCCGCUUCUUAUGAAUGAGGGCAUCAGCGUGCUCAUGGCUGGAGGGUCCUGGCUGGUAGCAGCCAUCAACUCUGCAGUACACACGGCGUUUGUGCUCCACUUUCCCUUCUGUGGCUCUAGGGCCAUCGAUCACUUUUUCUGUGAAGUCCCUGCCAUGUUGAAGUUGUCCUGUGUGGACACAUCAAGCUACGAACGGGGCGUUGAUGUGAGCGGCAUAAUCUUCUUGCUCAUUCCUUUCUCCUUGAUCUCUGUCUCCUACAUUCAAAUUCUCCUUACUGUCCUUCAGAUGAAAUCGGAGACAAGGAAGAAGUCGUUUUCCACCUGUUCCUAUCACAUGGUUGUGGUUAUAAUGUACUAUGGGCCAUUUAUUUUCACAUACAUGAGACCUAAAUCAUACCACACCCCAGGCCAGGACAAGUUUCUGGCAAUAUUCUACACUAUCCUCACACCCAUGCUGAACCCCAUUAUUUACAGCUUUCGGAAUAAGGAUGUCCUGGCUGCCGUGAAAAAUGUGGUCAAAAGUAACUUUCUGCAUAGAAAGUGA
Molecule: messenger RNA, 939 nt
Organism: Tupaia belangeri chinensis (Chinese tree shrew)
Lineage: Eukaryota; Metazoa; Chordata; Mammalia; Scandentia; Tupaiidae
Product: olfactory receptor 2AJ1
Exons: 1
Coding region: 1-939 (312 amino acids)
Biological process (GO): G protein-coupled receptor signaling pathway
Cellular component (GO): membrane
Molecular function (GO): olfactory receptor activity; G protein-coupled receptor activity
Source: RefSeq, a predicted model, not a curated record